Molecule: messenger RNA, 1290 nt
Organism: Marasmius oreades (fairy-ring Marasmius)
Lineage: Eukaryota; Fungi; Basidiomycota; Agaricomycetes; Agaricales; Marasmiaceae
Exons: 5
Coding region: 1-1290 (429 amino acids)
Molecular function (GO): 5'-flap endonuclease activity
Source: RefSeq, a predicted model, not a curated record
AUGGGUGUUAAAGGACUGUGGGCCGAAUGCAAACCUGUAGCACAAACAAAGUGUUUGGUUGACUGGGCUGUUGAAGAACAUACUCACCUCAACGGUCGGCAGCCAGUUCUGGGAAUUGACGCAAAUAACUUACUGGAUUCAGUGGUUGCUGCCUUGUCUAAGCGGGAACGCUUUCAUACCGAUGGCGCUAUUGGCUCCCUUCUUGCAUCUAUCCUUCCAUACACCGACAUUCCAGCUAUAUUAUUAUUUGUAUUUGAUGGCCGCCACAAUCUUAAAGUCAAAUCAGGAAAAAAAGUCAUCAACAAGAACAUUGCAAUUUACAGCAUUGCUCGACGGCUUAUUCAAGCUAUCGGUGGUUAUAUUCUCAAUGGCCCGGGCGAAGCAGACGCACAGUUAGCAGCCCUUUCACGGCAAGGGAUUGUUGAUGCUGUUAUUUCAGAUGAUAGCGACAUGAUUGUUCAUGGCGUUGGUCAGGUACUAAGAUAUAAUAAGGAAAAAACCAAGAAUACCAAGCGCAUGUUUAUUCAAGUAUAUCGUUUCUCUGACGUUCAAAGACAUCUCAAUGUGGAUCACACCGGACUGCUUCUUACUGCGAUUCUUUCUGGAAAUAGUUAUGCAGACGGACUCCGUGGAUGCAGCAUCAAAACAGCGCUGGAGGUAGCCCGCUGUGGAUUUGGAGAAACACUAGUCGUGCGGUAUCAAUCUGAUCCAAAGCUGACACUGAAUAAACUAGAUGGAUGGAAGAAAGGAGUCAAAUUUGAACUUGAAAUGAACUCCACUGGCAGACUUUCCUCCCGACAUCCAGCCAUAGCAUCCCGAAUCAAUAUUUUUUCACCAUUGAAUUCUCUUUCUGCAUAUUUCAACCCAGCGCAACUGCCAUCUUGUACAAGGAUGGACCGUUAUGAUGUGGCGCCUACAGCAGCGGAACUGGAGGCGUACUCAUUCAUUGAACAUGGAGUCUCAUUUGACGGUUUGGACGCAGAGUCUAGGCCAAAUAAUACUCUUGUUCUUGUUCCCAAGGAGGUUUUUAUUCCUGCAGUCCGAGACUUUUGCACGAGUUAUCUACAUUGGAGUGGAGAUACAAUCGUCCAGUAUCUGAGCAGGAAAUUGUGGACGGGGGUAAUUAUUCAAAUGCUCUGUUCGCCUUUUCUUAUCUACCAUGAACUCGAUACGGGCAGCCCCAGAAUGCCUUCAAUGAUGUACACUCCAUGGCACAAAGUACAGUUGUUGUCAUUCCCGAAAAAACGCAAAGAAGAGAAAUACCCCCAUUCAAACACGACUUACAUCUGA